GCGUGGGUCGCUUUAUCCCCCCCUCCUCAGCAUCCCCAGUCGUCACGUAUAACAGCCCGACAUGUCCAUCCUCGUCAAGCCCCCCAAACGCAAGUUGAGCGACCUCGGCGGCCCUGUCGACCAGACCCGCCGCCUGUCGCACAGCCCCUACACCUCCCAAUCCUCACACUCCCACACCCCCCAGGUCGGAGAGCCUGCCUACGCGGCCGAUGCCCCACGGCCCCGGAAUUUCUCGACCCAGAGUGAGCAUGCGGAGGCUUCACAUUGGUUUGCGCCUGCCUUGCGCGACCUGACCUCCAGUCGCCAGUCGCCCGCUGCCUUUGACAGUCCUUUCCAGGCGCAGAGGAAGUUCCCGCCCAACGCGUCGAUCGUGUUGACCGGUAUCCGGGGCACGGGGAAGUCCAGUCUGGCCGUCAUCCUCGCUGCGACCUCGGGGCGGCGCCUCAUCGAUGCGGACCGCUACUUCCAGCAGGUGACGGGUCGCUCGCGGGCGUCCUACAAGAAGGAGUUCGAACUGCCCGAGUACCGGCAGCAGGAGGCACGGGUGAUGGAGUCCAUGCUAGCAGAGCACCAGGAAGGCUGCGUCAUCGCGUGCGGGCCCGGCUCCAUGGAGCGCAGCGGGCAGACGCUGCUUCGCGAGUACGCCAAAACCCAUCCCGUCAUCUACAUCAUUCGCGAUCCGCAGAGCAUCCAGUCCUACCUGAAGGCGUGGAACACCGACAAGGUCCGCCGGUUCCUCGAGCUGUCAGGUCCGAUCUACCGGGCGUGUUCCAAUCUCGAAUUCUUCAACGUGUCGGAGAAGGGCAUGGCGGACCACGCGGCCCCCAAGGACGGCCAUGACUCGCUGGAGCUAGAGCUGGACCAGCGUUUCCAGGCGAUCACGCCCUUCCUCACCCUCAAGCGACUGCAGCGGGAUUUCCUAUGUUUCGUCGCUUUCGCGACGGGCGACGCCACGGAUCUCAGCAACCACAAUUCGUCGUUCCCCCUAUCCAUGCAGCCCGUCGAGUCGCGCACCUUCACCUAUGCGGUGACUGUGCCGAUUUCCUCUAUCCUCGAACGGGAUCUGGAUAUUGAAGAGCUCGAAUCGAUGGCGGACGCCUUCGAACUAAAGCUGGACGUGGCAGAACCCCCGUCCUCCCACCUCGGCCUGGACUCGGGGUUUGCCGACCGCAUCAGCCAGGCCGUGGCCAACACGCGACGAAACACCGUCGUUCCGCUAAUAUUCCACGUGGAGAGCAAUCUCCUGGUGGAACAUAAUGUCCUACGGCGUUCCGAUGCCGAAUAUCUAAAACUGGUGCAGCAUGGUCUGCGGCUGGCCCCAGAGUUUGUCACGGUGGACAUGUCCUACGAUGACAACGUGUUGUCGCAGGUCAUCGCUGCGAAGGGAUCGAGCCAAGUGAUCGGGCAUUUCGCCGCUUCCCGGGCGCCGUCGCGGGGCUGGGACGACCCUUUGUAUCCGGAGAUCUACGAGCGAGCCAAGCGGCUGGGAUGCGACAUGCUUCGGCUCAGCCAGCCCGCGAUGACGAUUGACGACAACUUCGCAGUGCAGCGGUUCCGCGAUCACAUCAAGUCUCUCCCCGCAUCGCUGCCGGUCAUCGCGUACAACUCGGGUCCGCUGGGGCGCCUGUCGUGCUGCUUUAACCCCAUCCUGACUCCUGUCGUCCACCCGUCGCUGAUCUCCGAAAUACAAACGAAGGGGCUGCCGUGUAUCACCUUGCGCGAGGCUCAGCAGGCGCUCUACUCCUCGUUCACGCUGGAUCCUCUUCAGUUCUUUGUCUUUGGAGCCAACGUCACCUACAGUUUAUCACCAGCCAUGCACAAUGCAGCGUAUAAGCGGUGCGGCAUGCCUCACGAAUACAAAUACCACCAAUCGCCGUCUCUGCGAGGCCUCAACGAGCUGGUGGAGAACCCUCACUUUGGCGGGACCAGUGUCAGCCUGCCGUAUAAAACCGAAUCUAUCCCCCUGCUCCAUUCCAUGUCGCCCCACGCGCAGGCCAUCGGCGCCGUGAACACUCUCAUCCCCAUCCGGCGCCUCGAAGACAAGGCGCUCGUAUCGGAGAACUCUUCCCUGUACAUGGAGAAAAGCCGGGCGGGGCCGAUCAAGGCUCUAUACGGAGACAAUACCGACUGGAUCGGAAUUGGCAAUUGCUUCCGGAGGGGCUUGUCGCCUGCGAAUGCGAUCCGCCCCUCGUCCACCGGUCUGGUCAUCGGCGCGGGCGGCAUGGCCCGCGCGGCGGUGUACGCGAUGAUCCAUCUGGGGCUGCAGAACAUCUUUGUCUUCAACCGCACGACGGCCAACGCGGACAAGCUGGCCUACCACUACAACCGACAGAACCUGCCGUCGCCGGGGCGGGACGCGUCGGCCGCGCGCCCGCAAGUCCAUGUGGUGCAGUCGCUGCACGACAGCUGGCCCGCCAACUACAAGCAGCCGACGGUGGUCUGCUCGUGCAUUCCGACGCACAGUAUCGGGGGGCAACCGGCCCCCAACUUCGAGAUGCCGGGGCAGUGGCUAGAAAGUCCGACUGGAGGAGUAGUCGUUGAGCUGGCGUACAAAACGCUGAACACGCCGCUGAUCCAGCAGAUGCGCGCGCUGUCACACCGCGGCUGGGUGGCGAUGGACGGGCUGGACGUGCUGCCAGAGCAGGGGUUCGCGCAGUUCGAGCUGUUCACGGGACACCGGGCGCCGCGCCGGCUGAUGCGGACGGUGGUGUUGAAGGAGUUCGAGGGUGAGGGGCAGCAUACGGAGCAGCUGCAAAGUCGGCUGGAGAAUCUGGAAGGACGGCCUACUUGAGAUGCCAGCUGCCUUGCUGUGAGAAGCCUAUUGAGCACAAUUUGCCGGCAUAUUCGAUGCGUAUGGUGUCUCUGAUACGCUGCCUGCACACGCUCUCUCGGCCUGAAGGCCUCAGGCAAUGCCAUUGCCAUUGCCAUACAAUGACGCCCAGGCGUACCACGCGUCCUGUACAUACUGGGUGACAUCCGUUGAUGACGGGAUCUUGGCAACUCAGCAACUGGGUGGCAUACACCGCAGUCAUGGCAACCUCAUCAAGAACCAACCACCUUUCCCAUACGCAUACGCACCUCUAGGGAGAGUUGACUGCAAGCCCCGGGACUCAGAGCCACCUACAACCCGGCCGACCAUCUAUCUACUUGAAUCAAGUCAAUAGGGCCUGAAUUAAUACAAUCAAG
Molecule: messenger RNA, 3186 nt
Organism: Aspergillus heteromorphus CBS 117.55
Lineage: Eukaryota; Fungi; Ascomycota; Eurotiomycetes; Eurotiales; Aspergillaceae
Product: putative quinate pathway repressor protein QutR
Exons: 2
Coding region: 62-2791 (909 amino acids)
Biological process (GO): chorismate biosynthetic process
Molecular function (GO): 3-phosphoshikimate 1-carboxyvinyltransferase activity; shikimate 3-dehydrogenase (NADP+) activity; 3-dehydroquinate dehydratase activity
Source: RefSeq, a predicted model, not a curated record